UCAUUUGGUCUUUUGUGCUAAGCAGGAGAGAAGAGUCCGAUCGAGCAGCGGUGUCGCUUCCCUCUUCCCCGGAUCCUUUUAAAACUCCCUCCCGAACCUCUCCCCUUCCACCCUUGCCACCCUACCCACCCCCUGAACACUCUUCAAGGGACGGUUCGGACUUUAAGCCUGUGACCAAAGACUCACUCACUUCGUCGGCCAGUUUAGUUUCUGGAAUUAGCUGCAGCAAUGGACUCAAGUCUGGUUGAAGGAGGACUUAAUGUCACCUUAACCAUCAGGCUACUCAUGCAUGGGAAGGAGGUUGGAAGCAUCAUCGGCAAGAAAGGAGAAUCGGUUAAGAAGAUGAGAGAGGAGAGUGGUGCUCGCAUCAACAUCUCGGAGGGAAACUGUCCAGAGAGGAUCAUAACCCUUGCAGGACCCACCACCUCCAUUUUCAAAGCCUUCUCCAUGAUCAUUGAGAAGCUGGAGGAGGACAUCAGCACCUCAAUGACUAACAGUACGGCCACCAGCAAACCGCCAGUCACCAUGCGCCUUGUUGUGCCUGCCAGCCAGUGUGGCUCGCUCAUUGGCAAAGGUGGCUGCAAGAUCAAGGAAAUCAGAGAGUCAGCAGGAGCUCAGGUACAAGUAGCAGGGGACAUGUUGCCCAACUCAACAGAGCGUGCCAUCACCGUUGCAGGGACCCCACAGUCCAUUAUCGAGUGUGUCAAGCAGAUCUGUGUUGUCAUGCUCGAGUCUCCACCUAAGGGAGUAACCAUCCCGUACAGACCCAAACCCUCAGGCUCUCCUGUCAUCUUUGCAGGUGGUCAGGCAUACGCUGUCCAAGGGCAGCACGCCAUUUCACAGCCUGAUCUCACCAAACUUCACCAGCUGGCCAUGCAGCAGAGCCCUUUCCCCAUUGCACACGGCAACCAGAGCUUCCAAGCUGGGAUGGAUGCCUCUGCACAAACUGGCUCUCAUGAGCUGACCAUUCCAAAUGAUCUCAUUGGUUGCAUCAUUGGUCGCCAGGGUGCAAAGAUCAAUGAGAUCCGUCAGAUGUCAGGUGCUCAGAUCAAGAUUGCCAAUCCUGUGGAGGGCUCAACUGACAGACAGGUCACCAUCACUGGCUCCCACGCCAGUAUCAGCCUGGCUGAGUACCUGAUUAAUGCUCGGUAA
Messenger RNA from Paralichthys olivaceus (Japanese flounder), 1152 nucleotides. NCBI's taxonomy places the organism in Eukaryota, Metazoa, Chordata, Actinopteri, Pleuronectiformes, Paralichthyidae. The record is from RefSeq and is a predicted model, not a curated record.